AUGCGUACAAAUCGUACCAAAAAAGAAUCCUUUUCGGACGGAUCAACAGCGGAUAAACAAAUGUGUCGACCUCGGUCAAAAGAAGUUACGAGUUUACAAAGUUCAACGAAACAGUCCAGCUCAUCGGUACCAAUCAAGAAAAAUCUACCUAGGCGUAAGAAAGCGCGAACAUACCGAGUUCGUCGUGUGGAUUUUUAUGAUUACAGAAGUCAGAUAGUCAUCAAAAAUAGACUAAGGAUUCCUUAUCUUCUCAAUAGGGAGCUGGCAACUGAAACCAAUAAUGGGAGCGCUCAUAUUUUACCUCUGAAAAUGUGUGACCUUCCGUCGAAACUUUGUGAAAAAUCCUUUAAGCCUCGUUUACGUACUCAUGGUAAUUCACCAAAUUCUGGAGUUGACAAAGAAUUCGACCUGUCACUACUGUUGAAGAAUACUAAAGAUGUUCAUCAACACAUAUCACUGCUAUUAACAACUCCUCAUACGUUUGUUGGUCAACGUUUAUCCCAGGAUGGUCGAUGUGAAUUUCUCAUACGUUGGAUUCAUGGAUCUGGGCAGAACACUAUUCCCCCUACUUGGAUUUCCGAAGAAGAGCUACAAAUGGCAGCUCAUUUAGAUUACAGUCUGUGA
Molecule: messenger RNA, 624 nt
Organism: Heterobilharzia americana
Lineage: Eukaryota; Metazoa; Platyhelminthes; Trematoda; Strigeidida; Schistosomatidae
Source: the annotation of a GenBank genome assembly